Messenger RNA from Closterium sp. Naga37s-1, 2445 nucleotides. The record is from the annotation of a GenBank genome assembly. Lineage: Eukaryota; Viridiplantae; Streptophyta; Zygnematophyceae; Desmidiales; Closteriaceae.
AUGGCUAGUCCUACCGUUCUCACGUUUGACUCUGAGGGCCGUCCGAUUAAGUUUGACGUUUGGCUCGAUGACCUGCACCUGUUCCUCCAGAUCACUGCCAAGGACGAUGUUUCCCUUUUUUACCACACGUCCGGCGCCGCUCCUGCGCCUGCUGCUACUGCUGACAGCACUGCUCGAUCACAGUGGCAGACCCGUGACGCUCAUGCUCGCCUAGCCGUUCGCAGCCACCUACCGCUAGAUGAGCGCGAGCACUUUGGCCAGCAUAAAACCGCUAAGGAGCUGUACGACGCUGUAGUUGCACGCUACUCCUCCCCUGCCACUGCUGUGAUAGGCCGUCUCUCACUGCCCUAUCUCUUCCCCGAUCUGGACCACUUUCUCGCCCUCUCCCCUACCGACCUCACUGUUGACCUGCUCGAGAAGGAACUCCUCGCAGCUGAGAAGAGCAUUGUAGCUGUAGGUGCCUCUCGUGGCGACCCUCACACUCCCUUCUUUGAGGGGUGCUCCCCCUCCCCCCUCCUCCCCUCCAUUGCAUCUGCUGCUGCUGUCGACUUCCUCGGUGCUGAGGGGGUCGGGGCUGCGUCUGCUCCCAGUGGGAGGCGCAAGGGCGGCAGGGGCAAGGGGGGCAGGGGUGGCGGAGGUGGCGGCGGGGGCGGCGGCAGUGGAGGGGGUGGAGGGGGCGGGGGUGGUGGCGGUGGUGGGAGUAGCGCUGGUGGUGGGGGGGUCAGUGGCGGGGCAGGGGGUGGAGGCGGCGGAGGUGGCGGGGGUGGUGGUGGCAGUGGUGGCGGCGGUGGAGCAGGUGGCGGGCGCGGCGGAGCAGUGCAGCGUGGGGGGUUCGGCGGUGGCCAGAGGCAGCAGCAGCAGUGUACCUGCCCGUACGUCAUCCGCACAGGUGACCGCACUGGCCAAACCUGUGGGAGGUUCCACACGGCGCAGCGCUGCUUCUUUCGACUCGACGACGCCUGGCGCGAGCAGUUUCCUGAUGCCGCUGAGUUGCCUCGCUGGGCUGAUCUGCUUAAGAAAGGAAUUGAUAUCUUUGCUCUUGAUUAUGAUGCUAUUCUUGGUGCUAUGUAUGCAUUGACUAUUAGUGUUGAGGGUGACUGCUACUUGAGGGUACCGCCCGACCCGGGUAUAGGGACCAGUGAGACUGCCGCUCUAGGUGCUAGUGCGUCUGCUGCCCUACGUCCUGGUGAGGCUGCUGCUCUAGGUGCCAGUGAGUCUGCUGCUCCAGGUGCUUGUGAGUCUGCGCCUGCUGGUACUGCGUCUACUGAGGCACUGCACACCUUCACACUGGAGUCAGGUGCUUCCCGCUGCUUCUUUCGUGACCGCACUGUCCUUGAGCCGCUAGCUCGACCAGUUGCUGUCUCUCUCGCUGACCCCUCUAGGGGUCCAGUCCUUGCGACCUCCUCCACUGUCCUCCCUUGUCCGGCGGUUCCGGCCGGCACCCUGUCGGGUCUUUACCUCCCCUCAUUCUCUACGAACUUGGUGGCGGGCUCUGCUCUCCAGGACGGGGGUGUUCACCAGUUCACCCCUGCCAAUGAGCGUAUGACCCACUGCACGUGUGCUCGGUCGGGUCGCCACCUGGCUACCUUUACUCGGCGGCCGGGGUCGGACCUAUACACACUGACCACUGAGUCCCCUCAGGUAGCUGCGUCUGUGUCUGCGUCAGGUCAGCUGUCGGCCCCCUGCUCGUGUCGUACCCUGUCGCACCAGACGGUCCUCUGGCACCACCGCCUUUGUCACCCUUCAGUGCAGCGCCUUCGUGGCAUGCACUCCCGGUACCUUGUCUCUGGUCUUCCCAGGGUUCUCCCUCCUCUCCCACCCUCGCCUGCUCCUCCCUGUCUUCCCUGUGUCGAGGGGCGGCAGCGCGCCACUCCUCACUCCUCCUCGUUUCCUCCCACAGAGGCUCCUCUGCAGACUCUCCACCUGGACGUGUGGAGCCCAGCCCGCGUCCGUGGACAGGGCCACGAGCGGUACUUCCUGCUGGUCGUCGACGACUACACGUGCUACACCACGGUCUUCCCCUUGCGCACCAAGGGAGAGGUCCCUGAUGUUUUGAUCCCAUGGAUCCGCGCUGUUCGUCUCCAGCUCCGCGAGCGAUUCCAGUCGGAUUUUCCUGUCCUGCGUCUGCACUCUGACCGGGGUGUUCAGUACGCUGCGCAUCAGCUCAACCUCUGGCCCCGUGUCUCUGCUCCGGAGACCUCGCCCACAAUGCGUUGGACGGGGAAGGUUGGCGAUGCGUCGGUGUUCCGAGUCUGGGGAUGUCGAGCCUUUGUCCGUGAUACGUCCGCGGACAAGCUCUCCUCCCGUGUCGUUCCCUGCGUCUUUCUAGGCUUUGUCCCUGACGCGCCUGGCUGGCAGUUUUACCACCCCACCUCGCGGCGUGUCUUCCCCUCUCAGGACGUCACUUUUGAUGAGUCGGUACCCUUUUACCUUCUGUUCCCCUAG